This is a messenger RNA of Clunio marinus, 1767 nucleotides long. The record is from the annotation of a GenBank genome assembly. NCBI's taxonomy places the organism in Eukaryota, Metazoa, Arthropoda, Insecta, Diptera, Chironomidae.
AUGGCUCAAUUCAUCAGUUCACUUAUUAAAGAUAGCAACGAUCAAGAUCAAAGUGCAUAUCGCAAUGUGGUUUUACUUCGAAUAGACGAAGGAAACAAUUCGGAUUUCUUUGACAUUGUUACGAGGGAAAUUAUAGAAGAAAAUCCGUUUAAUCCAAUAAUUAAUCUUCGAAAUGAUGUAAAACUGAAAUGUACGCCUUAUCAAACAGCAUCAUUCAUAUUUAUUUUAUCUGACAUAACAUCAUGGCCCAAAUUGAACAGAAUUUUGGAUUUCAGCAUUCAAAAUUGCGAAUGGGGUUCAACAAAAUUUAUUUUCAUUCCAACAGGCUGGGUCAACUUGAAUGAAUUGAAUUUGGUUUCUUCGAAUAUGUGCGACUUCUUUUAUAAAGUUGGUGCAUGGAAUUCAAUUGUUUUAACGGAAUACAAACAAGUUUUGGUUAUUUUGUGGGACAGUUCAUGGGAAUAUUCCAGACGUUACCGAAAGUUCUACACAAAGGACGUUAGUAAGGGAAGUGACAUUAAAAGCAUUUUUCCUGAUAAACUUCGCAACCUCAACAAUUAUGUUUUCAAUGUGUUGUACAUACCACACGCACCGAGAAUAUAUUUAUCCAAGAAAUUGAGAAUUUUAAAUGGAAUCGAUGUCAACGCCAUGGAAGAGAUCACAAAAAGGCGUGGAGCUCAUUUUCAAAUUUCUCAUUACGUGUCUCCACUUGUCCCCGACGUCAUAUCAAUUUUUACUGAAUUUCUCAAUAAUGGAUCCAUCGACUUAUCCCUCUCAACUAUUGUGCACUUCGACAGCUCAAUUCACAAAUUAAUCAACACAUAUGAUGAAAACGGAUAUUGCGCUCUUAUUCCAAUCCCAGCCAGACUCACGUUUUGGAGUUUCAUUUUGAAACCGUUUGAUUGGUAUUCUUGGGGAUUUAUGGUGAUGUCGAUAGCAGCAUGUAGUAUCGCUUGGAAGCUCUUGAAACGAAAUAUUAACAGUGAUUCUCCAUUUUACUUCAUUUUCGGAGUUGUCGCAACUUUCGUGGGUCAAUCAAUUCCUUUUAGAAACAUUCGAGGAAGUCAACAACUUUUACUUCAAUUAUGCAUUCUAAUGACAUUCAUCAUGGGAAAUGCUUUCGAAUCACUCAUCAUUGCUUCAAUGUCAAGAGCACGAGACGGAGUAAGAUUCAAAAGUAUUGAAAAAUUGCUUCAAAGUAACAAUUCUUAUGUGGUUGACCCAGUUUUUCAUUAUCUAUUUGAAAACUCAGAGCAAGCCAAAGAUGUAGUCAGUCGCAUGGAACUUAUCAAUGGACUUGUAGAUUACCAACAUGCAUAUGAUGACUCAAAAGCUGUAAUCGCUCGCUGUGAUAUUCUCGAGCUGCAGUAUUACUCUAAUAAUAAAUUUGAUAUCCCAGAAUAUUUUUACUUUUUACCAGAAAAGUUCAUGCCAUUCUACGAAAAGUUCCCGUUGAAAGUUCUUUCGAAUUUCUAUGAAAUGCUUCAAAAAGAUUUCAAUAAAAUUUUUGAGUCAGGAUUAAGGCAGCACUGGAAUUAUUACGUGAAACAAGAUUUGAAGAAAAAAUACGACGAGGAACAAGAUUUCAUAGAGAAUGAAGAAUACUUUUUGAAAAUGGUAGACAUUCAAGGAAUUUUCUCAAUUUUAAUAUUUGCUUAUCUAUUUCUUAUUUUGGUCUUUAUGUGUGAAUGUAUUUGGGGUAAAAAACGAGUCAUCAUGACUAGACUUCUAAAUAUAGCGAGAAGAUUAAGGCGCUGUUUUAGGUAG